UUACAUCAUCAUCUCAGCUUACGUAUACAUUUCAUCUACUAACACUGAGAAAUGUUGUCAGAAUCUCGGAUUCGAUCAGAAGAACCUCCAUUACAAUCUGGCUAUAGGAAAACGUGUCUAGAUCUAUGAAAGUUUGGCAAGCGGUAACACAAUGUUGGCAAUUGGACCUUGGACUCUGCACGUUUGCAACAUUUGCAACAGAGUCGUUGUUGCACUGCAAUACACUCACUUCUGGCUGUCUUUACCUGCCACUGCGGUAGCUGCGGCGACGGGAGUGGCGUCAAAUGGCGCCUGCAGCUGUCCAAAAAGCGUCGUUGUUCAAGUUUCUGUUGUUGCUGCUGCUGCUGCUGCUGCUGCUGCUGUGUGUCAAGUGCCAACAAAAUGGACAUGUGGACACAGCCCGGCGGCAACUUUGAGGCAUAGUUCAAAAACAUGUUUACACUCGCACUUACACACACGUACACCACACACACACACACACACGCGAAUACGUAGUGUCUGCAAUUAUUUGGCUGCUUUCUUUGAUGUCUUAUUGACAAGCUGAGUAACUUAGUGGCCUGUCAGUUGGCUUUGUUCGAUAAAUAUGUAAUUUAAAAGCCAUGAAAAAGAAAGUGUUGCACUGCACCGAAUUGGGUUAACCGCAAAAGUAAAAGUUCUGCAAGUGCCCCACAAUUUCAACUCCACUCAACUCAACUCCUCCUCUUUUGCAUUUCAUCUGUUGCAGAGACGUACCAAUAAUGAAAUUCGUGAUUUUGCUAUGCGUGCUAAGUGCGCUGCUGCUGCAGAUUGAGGCGUCGCCGGUGCAGCUGCUAUCGAGAAGCGAAAGGGCCGUCGCCCGCCAGCAGGCGGUCAACAACGAGGUGGCACCGGCGGCAGCGCCGGCCAGCGAAGAUGACGACGACGACGAUGAGGAUGAUGACGACGAUGAGCCGGAUUUGGGCGACUUAGUUGAUGACGAUGAUGAUGAUGACGAUGAGGAAGACGACGAUGAUGAGGAGGAAGAUGACACGCCACAGGGUCAGGCAGCGCCAGCAGCGACCGCCAGCGAUGAUGACGACGAAGAGGAUGACGAUGAUGAUGACUACUUGGAUAGACUAUUCGAUGAUAUUUUAGGCGAUGAUGACGAUGAGGACGAUGAUGACGAGGUGGCGCCCGCUGCCAGCGCCCAGCAGAGCCCUGCUGCCGCUGCACCCGCGCAGGCGCUCGAAGAAGUCGCGCCUGCCGCUUCCAGCGGCUCACUGAGCUCGGGCAUUUCUGAUGGUGUCGACUUGCCCGCGGAGAGCGGCAAUGCUGCUGAGCCCAUUGCGGCCGGCAACACUGUUGAGGAUGUGGCCGCAGCUGCGGCGCCCGCCCAGUCGGCGAGCAACAACAACAACGAAGGUGCGCUGACAGGUGACGACGAGGAGUCUGACGACGAUGACGAUGAUGAUGACGAUGAUGAUAUUAUUGGCGAUGACGUCAUCGAGGCCAGACGCGAAGCACGUGAUCUGAAAAACAACGUCAUUGACAUGUCAACGGAUGCAUUCCAAGCGCGCCAUAAUCAUUUCAUCGAUGCCAUAUUCUCUCGCAUAAAUCGCAUUGUGGCCGACAAUUACGAUCCGUUUGUGGUACGUUUGGCCGGGCGCUCGGCCACGCCCACCUAUGGAAGCGCUGCCGUGAAGACCACAACAAAGACCAAGGGAAAUGCUAACCACAAAGCAACAACUCACAAAAAACUCAAGAACACCCGCUCGGAGCCACGCACCGCCAGCAGCACGGAGUCUGUCAAAUUGCAGGAGCAAUUGACGCAAUUACAGACAGAACUUGGUAUCAAAGCCAUCGAACAGCAGGCGGUGGAGGAGCAGAGGCAACAGGCCGUGGCAUCCGGCUCUGGCAAAGCGGAAACUCGCACCGUGUUCAAUGGGGAGCAGGCAAGCGUCAAAGCCAACCAAAAGAAAUCCACGGCCGGACAGCAGCAGCAGGCGACGCAUAAACACAACACGAAAAAGGCAGCGGCUGCGGCGGCGCUGAAGGCGGGCAACGCCAACUACAAUCAGCCAGCCGGCGUGGGGGCAUCCAAGGCGGGCACGGAAGUGGAGAAGCUGCAAAAAGCCGAAGGCAGUCUGUCCGGUCUGGCGUCACUGAAACGUGUGGGCAACGUGAAGGUGAUCAGCGAUGCGGAAGGACGCAAUUCGACCAUUAAGGCCAGAUUUACGCUGGGCCCAUUGACUCUGCGCGUGGAGAAGUCCUUUAAGCGGGGCAGUGUGCGCAACGUUAAAAGCGCCACGGCCAGGACCAACGAGAUGAUCGGCCGCAUCAAGUUCAGUGUGCUGGAUGAUCGGGCCACCUUGAUGUCAAUCAAGGUGCAGCAGCCCAAACAGGUGGAGGUGGAGAGCAAGGACAAUCACGACCGAACCCGCGAAUUCGUCUGGCGUCGCACCCCCAAAAUCGCCAAAUUGGUCAAUGAGAAGCUCAAAUUGGCAGCCGAGUCCCUCUUUACGCCGCAGGGAGUUGAAGUUGUGAGACUCUAAGGGGCAGACAGUUGCCAUCUUUUGCACAGCCAGAUAAAUGUAGUCCUAAAUCUAAUUUUAAUGUCUAAUUUAUUUAUUUAAUUUAUUUGCUCACUAUUUAUUUUUCUAUUA
Molecule: messenger RNA, 2621 nt
Organism: Drosophila montana
Lineage: Eukaryota; Metazoa; Arthropoda; Insecta; Diptera; Drosophilidae
Gene: ect
Product: ectodermal
Exons: 7
Coding region: 738-2510 (590 amino acids)
Source: RefSeq, a predicted model, not a curated record